AUUCAACGUAGGGACUAGGUCAGCCCGGCUGACUUACAUUGCUUUUUUUUUUCUUUCAAAAUGCUAGUUUCGAGCCUAUAAUAAAAACAGCAAGGGCCUAUAUGUUGUAACAACGGUUAAGAAUACAUCGACACAGUUGAACUGUCAAAAGCAUAAACGUCAAACAAAUUGUCUAUAAUCGUCAUCGCUUUAAUGCAAUUUACUUUGAAAAAAGAAAUUUGUUCAAAUUUUUUUGUGUGUAUGUGUUGACAAUUGCUGUUAUUGCUAAGAUUUAUUGAACAAACUUCGAGGAUUCCAAUUUGAAGCAGUAAAUUAAUGAGAAAUUUGUUGUGAUAAUGGAUAAAGUGACGGAUUUCCAUUACACAUCGUUGCCAGAUGAUUCGCUCUAUGUGAAACCAUUUCGAAUGUAUUAUGUGCAAAAUGGGAAGGAAAAAUCGUGGGAUCUGCUGAAAGUUCAUGACAGUGUGGCAAUCAUCAUACUGAAUAAAACUAGAAACACUUUGGUGUUGGUGCGACAAUUUCGUCCAGCUGUUUAUCAUUCGAUACUAUCGUCUGAUCCACUGCAUCACAUGGCUUCGCCGCAAGUUCUACUAGAAAAGUACCCAGUUUCACAGGCAAUUACAAAUGAACUGUGUGCUGGCAUUGUAGACAAAUCAAAGUCACUCAUUGAAAUUGCCCGAGAAGAAAUUCUCGAAGAAUGCGGCUACAAUGUGCCUAUCGAUCGAAUUGAACUCGUCAUGACUUAUAGAGCUGGUGUUGGAACCGAUGGAUCGACGCAAACACUCUACUACUGUGAAGUGACCGAUGACGACAAAGCAGCAGAAGGAGGUGGAGUGGACGAUGAAAUUAUCGAUGUGUUCGAACUAACAAUGGAUGAAUGCCACGAAAUGUUGAAACAAGGAGCGAUAAACAAUGCACCACCCAGUUGCCUGUUCGGAAUUUCAUGGUUCCUCACGAACAAAACAAAAUGAUUUUCAUUCGAUCGAAAAUUCUGAACAAACUUAUCUACCUUAUUGAUGUAUUCCAGAAGAUGUACGAAAAAACAAAAUUCCAAAUAAUAAUAGUGUGAUGAAUUUCUGGCAAAUUAUUUGCAAUGUCCAAGACUAGAAAAUAAAUUGUUUAUUCACGGAUAUGUUCUUUUUUCUACCAGAAAAUAGUUCGCAUUCUUUUUUCCACUAACAGUAUACAAAAUUUGUUUUGUCGAUGAUUCAUAAGUAAUCAAAUGCACUAUGCAAAUAUGUCUGAAACGAAUAAAUUCCAAAUUACCAAAAGAUGAGCAAUCACAUUUUGGAUUGUUUUUGUUUUUGUUUUCUAUGACUGCUUUAUUUUGGUGGCAUUUUCCUUCGUUCAUAUGAAAUCAAGACGUUUGGUUAUUUUGAGCUAACAACUCCGGCCGUUGAAAAACGUUAUCAGCAUUUUUUGCAUUCAUGAAGUGACGGUGUUUAGUCUUCUCGAAUCCGUUUCGUCGAAUUCAAAUGAAAAAUGUGCGCUUCUUGUGCACUUAGACGUGCAACUCUUUGCGAAUUGCUUAGAUGCAGGAUGAAGGAAAGAUAAACAUUCGGAAAAAGGCAUGUGCGGAGUAGCUAUAUAUCAAUAUGAAUGCAAAUUAAAUAAACAAUAUUUUUCCAAUUUGCUGUGACUUUAUUUUUGAUAUAAACUGAGUCGAUCCGUUCGAUUCGAACGGAACUAUACAAUUAUUUAAGUUUUGCUUACUGUCACUGAAUUCGGUUGAAUCGAUUGCAAUUUUUUAUUGCGAAAUUAAAGCACGAAUUCAGCAUUUUCUGGCCAUCACCACAGUAUAUAAUGGGCUUGCAUGGUGUGCCACAUUUCAGAUCUUAUCCGAUCACCAUCGUGUUACAUUCAAAUCAAGACCUCGUGAUUUUUUUUAUCGAAAGAAACGCAUAAAUCGAAACAAAGAUGGCUGGUAUUCGCUAUCAUGCCGGCUACGAAUGUAGUUGCGGCAAGAAGUACGACACAAUCAAUACAUCGAAAGGUGAAAGACGUCCAUGCCCAGGAUGCCAAACCAUGAAUUCGCCAAUCAAAGAAUUGAAGUUCAAUGAUGGCGAAGCAGUUCCCCACUGGUAACUUCGAAUCGAAGUCUUCGAUGUUUGUAAGAAUGGCCAUCAACAGCGUGCCGAAAAGAACCAAAUCGAAAUCAAACACAAAAUUCAUUGUUUUGUCACAAAUCUGAUAUUGAAUAAAAUUUAUUGAAUAUCUUUUGGCAAAACGCCAGCGGAAAAA
Molecule: messenger RNA, 2241 nt
Organism: Sitodiplosis mosellana (orange wheat blossom midge)
Lineage: Eukaryota; Metazoa; Arthropoda; Insecta; Diptera; Cecidomyiidae
Product: uridine diphosphate glucose pyrophosphatase NUDT14-like
Exons: 4
Coding region: 336-971 (211 amino acids)
Biological process (GO): nucleoside phosphate metabolic process; ribose phosphate metabolic process
Molecular function (GO): metal ion binding; UDP-sugar diphosphatase activity
Source: RefSeq, a predicted model, not a curated record